Molecule: messenger RNA, 390 nt
Organism: Loa loa (African eye worm)
Lineage: Eukaryota; Metazoa; Nematoda; Chromadorea; Rhabditida; Onchocercidae
Exons: 3
Coding region: 1-390 (129 amino acids)
Source: RefSeq, a predicted model, not a curated record
AUGGAUCCACGUCAACCGAGGGAAAAACAGGAAAUGUCAGAGGAAGAAGAGAGGAAGAGAAUUGACAAUGUAACACGAGGAGAGAGAAGUAUCAGGUCACGAGACAUUUUCUUCAUGCAUUAUGGGAAUGAACGGAUGGGAAAAGAGACGGAGGUACAGGGACGAGAUGAGAUUGAGGGGGAGGAUGAGAUAGAGGAAAAGGGGAAAGGGAGAAAAAGGGAGAGAAGAAUCAUGCAACUCAUAGUAUGUAUCGGAAGGGACGACUUCCGUCGAUGUGUUGCUGUAUUAUUGCAUAGGAUAGGAGUGCUCGAGUAUGGUACUGAUGUACUCCUUCAAAGACAGAAACAAGACCGCAUUGCCAAGCAAAUCACACUUGAACGAAGAAAGUAA